AUUUCUCGGUCAUCGUCACAGGCAUCUGUCGUUCUUACCAGCCCCGUUCCUUGCUAUCUUGUCCUACUAUCUUCUGUCUGUGACAGCUACGCCGAACAUUCAGGACACUCACGAAUAUCAGUAUGGGAUGUGUUGAGCUCGUUAGGAGACCUAGGUGUGAACCCGGACAAAUUAGAUGCGUAUUGUGUUUCUGAAUGGAAGGACCUGGGGAGGUAUGCGAGCAGCAGUGCCAGGAGACUCGACGAUCUCUUAGAAUUCAGA
This is a messenger RNA of Suillus subalutaceus, 261 nucleotides long. RefSeq lists its product as uncharacterized. Lineage: Eukaryota; Fungi; Basidiomycota; Agaricomycetes; Boletales; Suillaceae. Gene Ontology annotation, molecular function: protein heterodimerization activity. The annotation marks the transcript as partial. The transcript has a single exon. The record is from RefSeq and is a predicted model, not a curated record.